GAUCAAGCUCCCCAAGCUCGAUGCGGACGGAGAAGUCCUUACAGCGUCAGAAAGAAUGGGAAGUAGAUCAUGCUAUGGUGAGGGCAAGAAAGCUGCGGGAGGAACGCGUUCAGGAAUUCCAGCAGGAACAAAAGAUUCGUCGAGAAAUAGCCGCAAUCGAGGCGGCGAAGCUCAGCUCCCACGACACCGUGGAGCCAUCUGUUGACGAGGUCAUGUCCAUGGUAGGUUGGGAUCCACAGGAAACCUAUACUAACAAGGAGUUCGAGACCUUCGCGAACAAGGCAACGAAGAAGCUUAGGGAGCUGGGCAGGGAGGACACCUUCGAGCUAGCGAAAUACGGCAACAAAGCGUUCUGAUACAGGCAAUUCUGCAACAAGCUAUUUGAAGGGGUCGCGUGACCACAAAAGAUCGUACCGUAAAUACUUGUUUUGGGUGGGGGGUUUUGAAGUUGUCGUGCGAUCUUGGAGCAAGAGCAAAAAAACACAAUUUGGAGGGGGAGGGGGGGGGGGGGGGGGNUACUCAUAGUCGUGCAUGCCGCAGUCGUUAGACCAUUGACCUCGCAUCCCUACAAAGCCAGGAGAUGCUUGACCAAUUGAACACAACGUGGUGCGAUCACCCCCUUUCCGCGGAGUGAGGGUUCUCGACCCCGCAUUACACAACCUACGACCACCAUCAUGGGGGAGAGGGGGGUCUCGAAGUUGUCGUACGAUCUCGGAGCGGUUUAUCGACGUGUUACUACUUCGGAUUGACACCUAGAGAGGGGCUUGAAAUGUAGAUGGCUGAAAGUCAAUUGAGCUAUUGCAAUGUCUGUCCCUACGCUUUGGGGUCAAGGGAACAGCGUAUUGGCCUCAAGUCUUAAUUGAAUGCGGCGGCAAUUAACUGAUCCAGCAAGGAGUUCUUGGUCCCUAGAGGUGUAAACACGGGGGUACGGAGCAGUUUUGCAUAACGAGUGGCGCUUGUUUUGCUGCACGGUCCGUUAACUUUCGGCGCGUUAGUUCGAGAGUAAUCUGCAAGUACUGCUGUAUGUGUUGACACAACAAUCAUUUGGCCAUCAUGUUUCUGGCGUCUUUUUGUAUAGACUAAUGAUAUUGAAUGCGGCGGCAGCCAACUGAUCGAGCAAGGAUUUCAUGGCGAAGUGACGAAAACAAAGAAAGAGCUUGUGAACUACAGUACUAUAAUAAUACCUUUGCAUGGGUAGUCUAGUCUAUGACCAGGAAUACCUCAAGCCUUCCAUGCCUACAGCAGUACUGCUGUUGUAGUCUUCCUGUGAACUAUUGAGCGAAAAAAUGCCUUGGUGUCAGCAAAUGGCGUACAAACUUCGGUAGCGGCAGCGAUGGUGCCAACCAGUGAGUGUGAAUUAAAAACACAACGCGGUCGGGAGGUACACCAGCACAACCGACAAGAGAGAUUGUGUGUAGACUAGUGAACAAGCCAAUGAUCAUCAUUUACAAAAGGCAGCCAUAUCCAGUCUACAAGCGUCUCAGUACCUAGACUACUACCAACCGAAGGUCGCAUGUACAUGGUCUACAACUGCAGUGGUUGGAUACUGUAGGGGGUAAUCAAGCGGCGAGGCUGGUAGGCAUGUAACGUGCGGCGAUUCAAGUCGCGCAGCGAGCCAUGCGACUGCGAUUCGACGCGGGGGAGCGCUAAGGGAACGAAGCCAGUAGAACCGCAGGAUCCCCGUAACUACUAAUAAUACCCCCACGUGUGACGCUAGAUUAGUCUGUGAUAAAUAGGACGGUUCUGGCCCCCAACACUUUACACACGCCAUGGAAACCCCAUGCCCUUGGCGCGACGCCUGUUGCUGUUGUUUGUUGUUUUCUUCACAUUAAACUCGUGUCAGUUGCUAAUCCCAAGAUCUAGCAAAGACUCGGUCCGUGGUCACAAAUAUUCUAGAGCCAUCAGAAGAUCUAAAGAACACACACACUAUUAGGAAGAAAAGGGUACGCAAGCCCGAGGAGGUACACCUGCAAUCCCUGCAGCACGUGCGUGCUCACAACUGAACUACACGCCCAC
Molecule: messenger RNA, 2016 nt
Organism: Ectocarpus sp. CCAP 1310/34
Lineage: Eukaryota; Phaeophyceae; Ectocarpales; Ectocarpaceae
Source: the annotation of a GenBank genome assembly